This is a messenger RNA of Callorhinus ursinus (northern fur seal), 1225 nucleotides long. It is a transcript of the gene GPR141, whose product is annotated as G protein-coupled receptor 141. Gene Ontology annotation, biological process: G protein-coupled receptor signaling pathway. Gene Ontology annotation, cellular component: membrane. Gene Ontology annotation, molecular function: G protein-coupled receptor activity; oxysterol binding. The record is from RefSeq and is a predicted model, not a curated record. Lineage: Eukaryota; Metazoa; Chordata; Mammalia; Carnivora; Otariidae.
CUGCGGAACUUAGAACACUUUGGUUUCCUUUUGCUUUAGUGAACUGCCAGGCCUUUUAAGUGCACGCAGACCAUGGGAGUGCCCAAGCAGACUUACUAUUAGAGAAGAAUCCUAUAUGGAAUUCAGACAGGUGGCCCAUCUCUGCACAUCCUUGAGAAGUCUAGCUUUUUCAGGUGACUUCUGAAGUAUGGCUCACCACAACAUUUCUUCCUGCAGCCCUAUAUUGACACCCCAUUUAACCAGGCUCUACUUCCUAGUACUCAUUGGAGGGCUGGCAGGCAUCAUCUCCAUUCUGUUCUUGCUGGUGAACAUGAACACCCGAUCUGUAACUACCACAGCAGUUGUUAACCUGGUGGUGGUCCACAGUGUUUUUCUGCUGACAGUGCCUUUUCGCUUGACAUAUCUCAUCAAGCACACCUGGACAUUUGGGUUGAGCUUCUGCAAAUUUGUGAGUGCCAUGCUACACAUCCACAUGUACCUCACAUUCCUGUUCUACAUGGUGAUCCUGGUCAUUCGGUACCUCAUCUUCUUCAAGCGCAAGGACAAAGUAGAAUUUUAUAGGAAGUUCCAUGCUGUGGCUGCCAGUACUGGCAUGUGGCUGCUGGUGAUUGUGAUUGUGGUACCCGUGGUUGCUUCUCAGUAUGGAACUCACCAGGUGUACGACGAGCAACACUGUUUUAAAUUCCACAAAGAGCUUGAUCGUCUAUACGUGCGAGUCAUCAACUAUAUGAUAGUUACUACUGUCAUAGCCACUGCAAUGGUCCUCUUAGUCUUCCAGAUCUUCAUCAUUAUGUCAAUGGUGCGGAAGCUACGCCCCUCCUUACUAUCCCACCAGGAGUUCUGGGCCCAGCUGAAAAACCUAUUUUUUAUCGGAGUUAUCCUUAUUUGCUUCCUUCCCUACCACUUCUUUAGGAUCUAUUACUUGUACACGGUGGCACACUCACAUGACUGUAACGACACUGUUGCAUUUUAUAAUGAAAUCUUCUUGAGUGUAACUGCAAUUAGCUGCUUUGAUUUGUUGCUCUUUGUUCUUGGAGGAAGCCGUUGUAAGCAAAAGAUAAUUGACCUAUGGAAUUGCCUCUUGUGCCGUUAGCCACAAACUACAGUAUUCAAAAUUCCUUUAUACUGGGAGUAAAAAUGGGUAUAGAGAGGUAGGAAGGGUUAUUUCAUUACUUGAUUAAAAGCAUGCCUUAAUGCGCCCAAAUAAAAGGACUAUAAAAUGUCA